Molecule: messenger RNA, 2391 nt
Organism: Plutella xylostella (diamondback moth)
Lineage: Eukaryota; Metazoa; Arthropoda; Insecta; Lepidoptera; Plutellidae
Product: Peroxisomal Membrane Protein 34
Biological process (GO): transmembrane transport
Cellular component (GO): peroxisomal membrane
Molecular function (GO): NAD transmembrane transporter activity; coenzyme A transmembrane transporter activity; ADP transmembrane transporter activity
Source: RefSeq, a predicted model, not a curated record
UCGAAAGUUCGAAAAGACGAAGGAUGGCGGAUGGACGCAAAAUUAUUGGAAAAUUCUUGGAAAAAUAUAUUUUUGAUUAAUAAUUUGAUAGAGCUCACUGUUAGCUAUUACAAGGCUGUGAACAUUAAGUUAGCCGUGAUUUUUCAUGUCAUUUCCAAAUACCAUGUCUUAGGAUAAAAUGAUUUUAAGUUGGGGCGAAGGUUAACUUCCUACGUCGAUUAUUUGUUAUCAUAAAUUAUUAUGAGUCAGUCGUACAACAGUGUCCAGUGAGUGUUGUUGGUGUACAGAGCCGAACCGAGUCAGUGUAUAAAAACUUAUUGUGUUAAUGAUUUAAUUCCGGUAAACAUGGCGAGUUCACUGUUCAGCUAUGAAACCUUGGUGCAUGCCCUCGCCGGCGCCACUGGUGGCAUAGUUGGCAUGACUGCAUUCUACCCCUUGGACACAAUUCGAUCCAGACUACAAGUGGAAGAUUCCAACAAGUUAAAGGGAUCCUCAUGGGAGAUCCUGCUGCGGCUGGCUAAUGAAGAAGGCAUUGAGUCCCUCUACCGAGGGCUGCUCCCGGUGCUGCAGUCCCUGUCCGUCUCAAACUUCGUCUACUUCUACACUUUCCACUCACUACGGAGGGUAUUAUCCACUAAAUCAUCAGCAUUAAAUGAUCUAAUGAUAGGAUUAGUAGCAGGCAGUAUUAAUGUACUGCUGACAUCUCCACUCUGGGUGGUCAACACUAGAAUAAAGGUGAAGGAGAAUUCAUACAAUGGCCUUUUUGAUGGACUCAUAGAAAUAGCCAAGAAAGAGGGAGUGAAAGGUCUCUGGUCCGGAGUAUUCCCUUCUCUGCUGCUGGUGUCCAAUCCGGCUAUCCAGUUCAUGGUUUACGAAUCUCUAAAACGGAAUUUCCUAUCUAAUAAUAAAAUGGACAAUUACUCUGUAUUUCUGAUGGGUGCAGUGGCGAAGGCAAUAGCCACGACACUCACAUACCCCAUGCAGCUGAUCCAGCAGCGGCUGCGCGCCGGUACCAGCCUCAAGCCGCUGUACAAGGACUGUAAAUCCAACCCCCUGGUCAUGUUCCGGGGUCUGGAAGCUAAACUUCUGCAGACUGUCAUGACUGCUGCACUAAUGUUUGCAAUAUAUGAGAAGGUUGUCCGGUUAGUGCUGACCAUCAUGAGAGUGAGAAUGACUAAGCACCGAUAAUACUAAUUAUACUAACUAUUAUGUUAUUAUCAUAACUUUGUUGAUUUGGAAGAACCUACAAUAUAAUGUAAGUACUUCAAUUAUGAUUACGAAUUAUUUAAUACCCAGACAGCUCAUCAUGACAUUAUUGUUAUUUAUUUUAUACAUUUGUGUGAGAACCCUAGUAAAAGUUUUUGUGACUAUUAAUUUCGAUGUACCAAAACUUACAUUAAUAAAACGACACCUGAAACCUACCCCAAUGUUAUGUGUAUCACUUUAUUUUCGAAAGGCGUCAUUGUGUAAAAGGAACUUGCUACACAGGUUUUUUUACAUUUGCCAAUGUAAGGUUACACUUAAAAAUAAGAGGAAGCAAGAUUAAAGCAUAUUUUUUUGCAAGGUUGAACUUGUUUGGUAAUUAGCAUGUUGAUGCCUAUGUGUAAAGGUCUUAUUAUUACGUUUUAUGUAAUAAGAAUCCUUAGCUACUAUAUGUAGUGAUCUUGAAUAUUGGUGAUAAUACUGAUGAAUGUAUAUUAUUCAAUUAUUUUAAAUGGGUAUACAAAUACCUACAAAUAUUAUAAAAAGACAGUCAAGCUUUUUCCGAUAUACAGGUGAGUCUUUCGUAGAUCCGGAUAUCCGGAAGUAUGCUACACAGGUCUUCAUUCUGAUUAACUGUAAUAAUGUCUUGGCAUAUUCGCAAAAAAAAUCACAUACACAAAGUCACAUAAACAUUUUUUUUCUAUGGUGAAGCUCAUUUUUUUCGUGAUAUCCCAAGACUAUUAUAACCAAAGUUGUUCAGAAUGUGACAUACUUCCGGAUGUGCAUCUACGAAAGAAUUGCCCUGUAUAAUUAUUAUAAUUGACAAAGGUACCUUUAUCAUUAAAUGUGAUGUGUGAAAACAAUGGAUGUUUUACUACGUAGUGUGAGUGUGAUGAUAAAUAAAUUAAUGUUUAUUUGGACAGUAGGUUUUAUUUAGUUAAAUUAGCUGUGGCAAUAUUGAUUUGGCUGUGGUUUUUGGUGUAGGUGUAAUUAAGUAUUUAUUCAGGCAUUUCAAAUAUGUAAGUACUGCCCAAGUACGUAGACCUAGUUUAAGUAAAACUUGGAAAUAAGAAGGAACAAAAUGCGUAAACUGUAAUAAUGACAACCCUAAUGUACUCUUAUUGCUUAUUCUUAUCGGACUAGUUUUAUAAGGGUAUAUUGAAUUAAAAGUUUUUUUCUCAAAUCUUA